GAGCCGCAGCCCACGCUUGUUGUUUUGGUGACUCUCGUCGCAAGAAGUUGCCGUCACUGGAGCAGGUCUUUGCCCAUGCUAGAGGCGGUGGAAGAUUCUGGAAGAGCCUCGAUAAGAUCCGCUCUGAACUCAAAACACUGCCUUCAUACAAGGUUAUUCGUUAAAGACAAAGAUGGUAAAAGAAAUGGGCUUCUAUAACACAUUGGGUGUGAAACCUAAUGCUACUCCUGACGAACUGAAAAGGGCCUAUCGCAAACUAGCUUUGAAAUAUCACCCCGACAAAAACCCUACAGAGGGAGAGAAGUUCAAGCAGAUCUCACAGGCAUAUGAGGUGUUGUCAGAUGCCAAGAAGAGAGACCUUUAUGACCGUGGAGGUGAAAAGGCUAUAAAGGAAGGAGGGACUGGCGGCGGCGGCGGCGGCUGUGCAUCGCCAAUGGACAUCUUUGACUUGUUUUUUGGUGGGGGCAGUCGGAUGCACAGAGAGCGAAAAGGCAAGAACAUUGUUCAUCAGAUUUCAGUGACACUGGAAGAUCUUUAUAACGGAGCUACAAGGAAACUUGCUCUCCAGAAGAAUACUAUUUGUGAGAGAUGUGAAGGUCGUGGGAGUCGGAAAGGAGCCGCACAGGUGUGCAUGACUUGCCAUGGCACGGGCAUGCAGGUUCACAUGCACCAACUCUUACCAGGUAUGGUCCAGCAAGUGUCCACAGUGUGCCACAGCUGUCAGGGCCAAGGACAGCGAAUCAGCCACAAGGACCGCUGCAAAGCAUGUGGGGGUCGAAAGAUCCUGCGGCAGAAGAAGAUUUUGGAGGUCCACAUUGACAAAGGAAUGAGAGAUGGCCAGAAGAUCGUUUUCCAUGGAGAGGGAGACCAGGAGCCAGGAAUUGAACCAGGUGAUAUCAUUAUUGUCUUGGACCAGCGAGAACAUCCACAAUUCACCAGGAAAGGAGAGGACCUGAUCAUGUCAAUGGAGUUGCAGCUAGUUGAGGCUUUGUGUGGUUUCAAGAAGCCUGUUCAGACACUGGACAACAGAACUCUCCUCAUCACCUCAAGUCCAGGGACAUUAAUCAAACCUGGAGACACCAAGUGCGUCUUAAAUGAGGGGAUGCCCAUGCAUCGCAGACCGUUUGAGAAGGGACGCCUUAUUAUUAAUUUCUCGGUGGUCUUCCCACAAGCCAAUUUCCUGCCCAAUCCGAAGCUGAAGGAGCUGGAGCGCUACCUCCCCGAAAAGCUGGAUGCAGAGCAGCCGGAGAGUAUGGACGAUGACCUCUACAUCUACGCCGACCUGGAGGACUGUGACUUGGAGAACAGAAAAAGACGCAACCAUCAGUACUACUACAUGGAUGAAGACGACUGCACUGGAGGCGUUCAGUGCCAGACAUCUUAAAUAACAACUGGCCUGUUCUUAUGCCACAAGCCCGCACCCUCAUCUCUAAAGCAAGGCACCUUUUGGGAUUUUUUUGUGCACUUUUUAUUUAAUUACUUCUCUUAAAAAUCGUAACUGUUCACUUGUUGAAGUUUUCUUUCAGGCUGAUGCAUAAAGCUGUGUCCCAACACCCUCAUGAUUUAUUAGAAUACUUUUUGGAUGGAGUAGAGUAUCUUACAGUCACAAGACUACACUCAGAUCUGGGUGAACAGGAUUCCUUGUCAUCUCUGGGACGUUUUUUGUUUUUGUUUGUUUUGUUUUUUCCCAGUCACACUGUGAUUAGAGUCGAGGACUGAUAUUACAGGGGCUUCAGAAGAAAGAAAAACGUACUUGUUUAAACAAAGACUGCCAGCUUGUCAUGCAGUUACACUAAAGCGGAUGCCAAUACUAAUAUGAAAAUAACCUUUUUUUAAAGUGUUACUAAAUCAGUUGUUGUAAACCACUUGUUGAUGACUUGUUCAAUCUCGUGUGUGUGUGUGUGUGAAGACUCAAUCUUCAGACGGUGGCGGAGAGGGAUGUGCAUGGAGACUUGAGUUCAAACUUUUGUGCUGUUUUACCCUUUCAAGGGCUAUUUUCUAGACAUUUGUAAACAAUCUUGAAAAUGUGACAAGAAGAUAUGAGUUGGGUGUAAAGGUAAUAAUGAUUCAGGCUUUGCAGUAUGUAGGUUCAGGCCAUUCAAUUCUGCAUUAUUCCAACUGAUAUUUAAAUUCCAUUUAAUGUUUGUACUUUCGAGCUGCAGUCAUUCGUCUGUGGCGAUGCGGCACAUUUGUUUUUGUUUUGGAAACCUUGUGUGGAAAGCGGAACAUUUGUGUGUGUGUGUGUAUACAACACAGUUUGAUAUGAGCCAAAUAUGUCUGCAGUUAAUGGAGGGGGUAGGUAUUCAGAAACAAAAGGUCAAAGAUGAGUAAGUCACUUUAUUUUUUCAAACAAUUAACAGAUCUGGGAGGGUGUCCGAGCACUGAAGCUAAGAAGGCAAAUUUUAACAUGAUUCUAUAUUCCAUAUUUUAUGUGCUUAAAGUUGCCUGAUAACUCUGUAAACUUUCUUCUUGUAACAGGCCCAUAAUGCCUUAAUGGCAAAUGUUUUCCCUCUCUUUAAACAGUGCCAAGUGGCACCCAAGUUGUACAAAGAAGAAUGGCUCAUGUCUUGGUUUGUUUAGAAGUCGAAUGUUCUUGAGAUUAUUUUGGGUAUACGAUUUUUUAAUCAUUAGAAAGUGAAGAGUUCAGUUAUGUAAAUUUGGAACUUAAAUGACAAAUUUUAAUCAUACUAGCAGUUUAGAGUAUUUGAUGGCUUUUUUCUCCUGUUGGCCCACAAGCUAUUAUGUGUGUCUUUUGUCAUAUUUCUAGUCCGAAUUUUAAAUGCCAAAUGGGUCGGUGGGAGGUUAUGGAGGGACUUAAAAUCGGCACAUCUGAUACCUCAUUGAAGUGUCUGCCUGUUUCAAAGCCUUAUCAUAACUUAACUUGAAGCUACAUGAUAAUGCAGUUUUUUUUUUCUUUCAGUGGUGACUUUGCCUUGGAUAUUGUAAAAACACAACUAUGCUCACCAGAAGGGAGAUUAAUUAAAUUGUUUCACAAUUGUUCUUGAAACAGAUGCAAAUUUAUACGAGUACUCAUAAUGUCAGGGGAACUCAGCUUAAUUGUCUUCAUGUUCUUAAAUUUUACUGUAUGUGUGUUAGGACCAAUGAUCUACUUGUUUAUGCUCAUGUUUUCUAAUUAAAUUCAGUUUAAUGGUC
This is a messenger RNA of Morone saxatilis (striped sea-bass), 3153 nucleotides long. It is a transcript of the gene dnaja1, whose product is annotated as DnaJ heat shock protein family (Hsp40) member A1. The record is from RefSeq and is a predicted model, not a curated record. The transcript is spliced from 9 exons. Gene Ontology annotation, biological process: protein refolding; response to heat. Gene Ontology annotation, cellular component: cytoplasm; cytosol. Gene Ontology annotation, molecular function: Hsp70 protein binding; ATP binding. NCBI's taxonomy places the organism in Eukaryota, Metazoa, Chordata, Actinopteri, Moronidae. Bases 173 to 1384 code for a protein of 403 amino acids.